This is a messenger RNA of Plasmodium falciparum 3D7, 8886 nucleotides long. RefSeq names its product putative lysine-specific histone demethylase 1 (gene LSD1). Gene Ontology annotation, molecular function: histone H3K36me/H3K36me2 demethylase activity; oxidoreductase activity. The record is from RefSeq and is a predicted model, not a curated record. Gene Ontology annotation, biological process: chromatin remodeling. NCBI's taxonomy places the organism in Eukaryota, Apicomplexa, Aconoidasida, Haemosporida, Plasmodiidae.
AUGGGAACAGAGAAAGAAGAUGAUGAACAAGAUAUUGUGAAUAGGAGUAAUGAUUUAAAAAAGAAAAAGGAAAAUAAUAAAUGUGAUAAUAUGAGUAAUGAUAUAAGUGAUUCUAUAAGUAAUAAUAUAAGUGAUAGUAUAAGUACUAACAUAAGUAAUAACAUAUCUAAUAACAUAUCUAAUAACAUAUCUAAUAACUUAUCUAAUAACAUAUCUAAUAACAUAUCUAAUAACUUAUCUAAUAACAUAUCUAAUAACACAUCUAAUAACACAUCUCAUAACAUAUCUCAUAACAUAUGUCAUAAUAUAAGUCAAAAUAAUCAUGAUAUUAUUAAAAAGGUACAUAUAAAAAAUUUGAACAUUAUGAAUACACAUAAGGAUAAUAAUUAUAAAUAUAAAAACAAUGGAUUGAAUAUUUAUAAUAAAAAAAAGAAAGAUUAUAAUGGGGAUGAAAAUUUAAAAAUAAAUACAAGAGAAUCAUAUGACAUAUUUUAUUCUUAUUUAAAGUUAUCAGAAAAAAAAAGCUUAAAACAAUCAGAUAUGAUAAAAGAUAAUAUGUCUGAGCAAGAUUUUUUUAUAAAUGUGUUUUCACAAAAAUUAAAAAAACAUAAUAUAGAUUUAAUUAUGAUAAAUAAUAAAUUAUAUAUAUAUAUAAAAUUUAGUCAAGAUAUUGAUCAUUUAAUACCUUAUUUUAAAAGAGAAUUUUUUUUUAAAACAUUGAUAGGAAAUAAUAUUAUAUUAUUACUAGCCAAAAAAUAUGAAGUAACAGAAGUUUUAAUAAAAAGUCUAUAUUUAAAAGAAACUAUACAGAAAUUUUUUACAAGCAAUUUUACGAUUGAAGAUUUUCUUGUUCAUAAUAAUUUUAUGAACAAAUAUGAAAUAUAUAGAAAUAUAGUUAUUAAUAAUUUUUUUCCUAUUCAAAUGAAUAACAAAAAUGGUGAUCAUAAAAAAAAAAAAAUAAAUAAUAAUAAUAAUAAUAAAAAGAAAUAUAUUGAUCAUGAAGAUAUAAAUAAUUUUGUGGAAUAUGUUCAUGAUCUUGAAGAAAAUCAAAAAUAUUCAUCACUUCCAUUUGAAAAAAAAUGUUAUAAAGAAAAUAUAAAAUGCAUGAAAAAUUUUGAAAAAUCUCACAAUAUGAAUAAAAUACAAUAUGUUGAAGAUUUUCAAAAGGAAAAUACAGAAAAUGGAAAAAUUUUAUAUUUGAAAGAAAAAAAAGGAAUAAAUAAAUAUAACAAUGAAAAGGAUAUGAUGUGUAAUCAUUCAGCAUUCGACAAUAAUAUGGUACAGAAUAAUAAUGUGUUAGAUAACAAUAUGUGUAAUAAAAAAAAUAUUAAAAAAAAAAUGAAAAAGAAUAAUGUUAUCAAAUUUAUGGUUGAUAAUUAUGUAAUUAAUGAUGUUUCAAAUAAAAUGAACCAUCAUAAUGAAUCCCUUCAAGAAAAUAAUAAUUAUUCUGUAUUACAAAUACCAAAUAACAACAAACAAAUUAAUAAUAAUAUUAGAGCUAAUGUAAUAUUAAAUAAUGAAUUCAAUUUGGAUGUGCAAAAAUUUAGAAAUACAGAAGAAACGAUGAAUAAAAUAGAAUCCAAUAAAAACGAUAAAGAAGAAAGGUUACAAUUUGAAAAGGAAAAAAAACAAAUAUUAAAAAGAGAAAAGAAACUUCGAGAAAAUCAAGAAAAAAAAAGGAAACAAAAUCAAGAAAAAGAGAAUAAGAAACAAGAAAAAAUUAUCAAAAAAAAAGAACUUUUAAUACUGGAAAAAGAAAUACGAAAGAAAUUGAAAGAAGAAAAAAAAUUAAAAGAAAAAGAAGAAAAGAAAAAGGAAAAAGAAAAAUUUUUAAAAAAUGAAAAAGAAAUUAAAAAAAAAAUCAAGGAAGAUAAAAAAAGACAAAAAGAAGAAUUUCUAAGAAAAAUUAAAGAAGAAAAAAAAAAAUUAAAAGAAGAAAAAAAAAAAUUAAAACAAGAAAUUAUAAAUAGUAUAAAAGAGGAAAGGAAAAAAUUUAAAGAACUCAAAUCCAAAUUUAAAAAAAUUAGUAAAAAGGAUAACCAUUUAAAUAAAGAUAAGAAAAAAACAAAACAAAACAAAAUAGAUAAAUCUAAUCAAUCAAAUAUGAAUAAAAAAGAAUAUAAUAAUAAUGAUAAAAAAAAAGACGAUAUUAAUUAUCAAUUCUUAACAGAUCAAAUAAAUAAUAAUACAGUAGAUAAAAAAAAAAGAAAAAAAACUCAUGAUAUCUCAUUAAGUAUAAAAAAAAAAAAGAAAUGUACUAAAAAUAAUUUAUUAUUAAAUUCUAUUAAUGAUAUAAAAAGUGAUUCAUUAUCAUUUAUCAGCACCUUUCCCACAUUCAAUAAUAUCGAAAAAGAACAAGAGGAUAGGAAUGAAAUAAAUGAUAUCUUAAAAUUAAUUGAAAUUAAAAAAGUUGUAAAUACACAAGAGAAGAAUGAUUACAUCGAAUGUUUACAUAAAUCGAAGUCAAAAAAUGUAAAGAGGAAUAAAGAUAAAAUAAAACAAAAUCAAUUAUUAUCAAAAGGAAAUAAUAAAAUUAUUACAAAAAAUGGUGAACAUAUGAAUGAUCAAAGUGAUCCAUUGAAUCAAAUCAAUUCUGAUUUAUUAAAUAUUGAUGAUUUUUUAAUUAAUAAUAUGAACACAAUAAUAAAAAAAUAUAAAAAAGGUGAUACGUCAAAUGUAGAUAUGUCAAAUGUAGAUAUGUCAAAUGUAGAUAUUUCAAAUGUAGAUUUUUCAAAUAAAGACAUUUCAAAUAAAGACAUUUCAUAUGUAGACAUUUCAAAAAAAAAUGUUGUUCAUACAAACAAUUCAUUACAUAAUAUAGAUAAUAUUCAUUACAAUAAAAAUAUGAACAAUUCAGAAAGACAUAACGAAAGUGAAAUAAAUGAAUUAAUAUUAAAAGGCCUGAAAAGUUUUGGAGAUAUAAAAAAUUUAAAAAGUUUACAAAAGAUUUUAAGAAUAAAAGAAUCAAAAGGUAAAAACAAAAUAGAAACAGUCGUACAUAUACCUAAUAACGUUAUUGAAAGAAGUGUUGCAAAAAAAAUUGUUUUGAAUAAACAUGAAGGUAUAAAAAAUAAAGAUGGUGUAAAAGAAAAAGUGAAAACAAAAAAAAAAAUUUCUUUAUUUGGAAUAGUAAAACCAGAAGAUAUAAUAAAAAGAGGUAUAAAUAAUGUGUAUCAUAAUAUUGAAGAUAAUCAAAAGUUAUAUACAGAUGUUCUAAUUAUAGGUGCAGGCAUAUCAGGAUUAGCUGCUUCGUAUUACUUAAAUAAAUGUAAUGCUAAAUUUUUAGUUAUUGAAGGUAGAAAUCGUAUAGGAGGUAGAGCUUUUUCAACCAUAUUACCAGAAAGAAUUAUAAAUAAUAAAGUUUUACCAGAAACAGUUGUUGAUUUAGGUGCAAAUUAUUUACAUUGUUGUGAUAAUGCAGAUUUAACUAACGAUAAAAAAGGAAAGACAAAACAUGAGUUCGCAAAUUGUACGGAAUUCAAUAAUGAGAAAUCUAUGCGAAAGGAAGAUGAUAUCGACUAUGAAGAUAAUUUUAUUUGGAAUAUGAAAAAAAAAAAAACAAAAAAAAAAAAAUAUAAAGUCAUAGUUAAGAAACGUAAAUAUAAUUAUAAUAAAGAUAAUGGUAAUGAUAAAAAUAAAAUGGGGAACUUUUCAAUAUAUGAUGUACAAAAAGAAUAUGUAACAAAUAUCAAUUUAUUUAAGGAAGAAUAUUCAAAAUUGAUUAAUGAUUUUGCAUACCUUCCUUAUUUUGAAUAUCUUAAUAAUUCCUUACAGAGUGAACAUAAUCAGGAUGAUGAAAAUAAAACGGGUGAUAAGAAUAAAAUUUCUGGUGGGAAUAAAAACAUUUAUAGAUACCUUAAUUCUAAUAAGAAUAUAUCGUGUAACUCGAAUAUAUAUAAUAAUCAAAGAUAUUACAGUGAUGAGGAUUAUUUUUAUAGUAGACGUAUAAAAAAUAGGAGAAAAAUAAAAUUGAGAAAUAACAUGCUCUUUAUGAUAAAAAAUAAUAUUGAUAAUAUACGUAAUUAUUUUAAAAUAUAUAAUAAAGAAAAAAAAGAUAAUAUAUUAAAUUUCUUUAAAAGUUUAGAUGAAGAUAUCCAUUUUUAUAAUAAUUUAAGUGAUAGUUGUGUACACACAUCUUCUGUGCUGUAUCCAAAAAAUAAUUGUACAAACAAAUCAAAUAAAUUAUUAAAAAUAUUAUCGUUUAAUAAAGAUACUAGAAGGAGAAGAGAGUAUGAUAAAUCGGUUACACAACUAGCCGAAAAAUUAAAGCCAAGAGUUUCUUUAGUUUGUGGAAAGGAUAACUGGGAGUCAACCUUUUAUGCACAUUGGUAUAAUAAUGAAAAUGGAAAAAAAAUAAAAAGUUUUAAAAUUUAUAGAGUGAAUUUGUUAUGUGAUAAAAUAAGAGUAAGAGCUGCUCGAAAAAUGAGAAAUUUUUUAUUUAUUGGUGAUAGUUGUAAUGAUGAAUAUCAAAAAGAUAUAAAAAGUGAGGAUCAGCAAAAGUCCAAUAAUAAUUAUGUAAGUGACGAUACUAAUGAAAAAGAUAGUGAUUAUUUCUAUAAUAAUGAUAUAUUAAAAGAAGAUAAACAAAUUAAUAAUAAUAUUCUUAUUGAUGAUACGUACCAUAAAGAAAUAUUAUUUAAUAAUAAUCAUGUGAAGAAUAUUAAGCCAAAUGAAAAUAAUAUAAUUCGUAAUGAAAAUUUUGAAGCAAGUGUUUUAUAUAAUAAUAAAGAUGAUAUGAAAUUAGAAAAUGAAGAAAAUGGAAAAAAUGCAGAAAAUGGAAAAAAUGAAGAAAAUGGAGAGAAUGGAAAAAAUGCAGAAAAUGGAAAAAAUGAACAAAAUGAACAAAAUGGAAAAAAUGGAAAAAAUGAAGAAAAUGAAGAGAAUGGAAAAAAUGAAGAGAAUGGAAAAAAUGAAGAGAAUGGAAAAAAUGGAAAAAAUGAACAAAAUAAAAAUAAUGAGAAAACAUCAAAGAAACAUAUAAUUAGCUCAAAAAAGAAAAUGUCCAAAGUUGAUAUGAACAAUAUUUUAAGUUAUGAUAAUCAUGCUAUAAUUUAUAAUAAUUAUUAUGAUUAUGGUGAUUUAUAUAAUAAAGUUGUAAGAAAUGUAUCAUCUACUAAUAGAAAUAUUGAUGAUGAAGAGAGAAAAGAAAAAAAAAAAAAAGAAGAUAUAUCAAAAACCGAAUUAUAUUACAAUAAUAAAAAAAGAAGGAGUAUGUGGGAUUUAUUAAUGGAAUGUACAGAAGAAAUAUUUACCGAGAUGAAUAUAAAUGAAGAAAAUUUUACAAUGGAAGAAUGGAAAAUGUUAAUGGUAACAUUACAAUCAAGAUAUGGUUAUGGAAGUGAUCUAAGAGAAACAUCUAUUGCUAUGUCAAGAUUGCCAUUUUCAAAUUAUCUAGAUAUUGAUAUGUGUCCAAAAUAUGGUAGUAAUAAUUAUAUAUUAAAAAAUAUAAAAUAUUAUGAUAAGAUUAAAAAAAAUGAACAAACACCUUAUAUUAGUUCAUUUAAAGAUUUAAAUACUUCAGAUAAAAUUGUUGUUGAUGGUUGGAAAUGGCUAAUUAAUUAUUUAUCUGAGGAGGUUCAAAAUAAGAUAUUCUUAAAUACAGUGGCUGAAUUGGUAUAUAUAAAAGAUAAACAUCAAGAUAAAAAGAUAUAUCAUUUGGAUAAUGAUAAUUGUCAGAUUAAUAAGCAAAAGUCUUCAUCCUUUUUAAAUACUAAAAAAAAAAAUAAUAAUAAUAAUAAUAAUAAUAAUAAUAUAGAAAGUGUUGAAAAUAAUUCUAUAAAUAGUGAUCACGUAAUAAACCAAGAUAAUAAUAGUUUUGUACCACAAAAUGAAGUAUCAAGUAAGAAUAAAAAAAAAUAUAUAAAUGAGAAUUUUUUAAUAAACAAUGUAAUUAAAGAUGAUUAUAAAUUAGGAGAAAAUAAUGAAGAUGAUUAUAAAGUUAUGAUUAAAUGUAAAUGUUAUGAUACUAAGUUUAAAAAUAUUAAUAAACAUUUCCAUGGUACAUCAGAUUUAAAUAAUUGUAAUUAUAAAAAUGUAACUAUUUAUGCAAAAUAUGUAAUAGUAGCUUUACCUCUUGGAUGUUUAAUAGAAAAUGAUAAAAAAAGGAAAUUAAAAACAUGCUUAAAAUUUGAACCUGAAUUACAUCCAUUAAAAUUAAGAGCAUUACAAAAUUAUAAAAUGGGAAAUCAUAAUAAAAUUAUAUUAAGAUUUUAUCCAUAUAAUUUUACAUGGCCAUUUGAUAGUUUGCAAAUAAAUUGUAUUGAUCAAAAAUUUCAAUUUUUAAAUUUACAUGCUUAUGGAAAAAUUGGAUGUAUAUUAGUUCAUUGUUUCCCACCUUGGUCAUGCACAUAUGGAUAUAUUAAAAAAGAACAUUAUAUAAUUAAUGAAUGCUUAUAUACAUUAAAUAAAAUGUUUGAAAAAAGUGGGAAAAAAUUACCAAUAUUAGUUGAUUAUAUUAUAACAAAAUGGCAAGAUGAUAAUUUCUCUUUUGGUUCCUAUGCAUAUCCAUAUAUAAAUUGUAAUGAUAAUGAUUUAAUAUAUUUAAGAUCACCUCAUCCAAUCAAUAAUCCAAGGGUAGUUUUCUGUGGUGAAUAUUUAUCCAAAAGCUAUUUCCAGUGUGUUGAUGGUGCUUAUGAUACAGGCAUACGUGCAGCUGAAGAUAUUGCACAUAUUGGAUUACAUUUAAAAAAUAAUGAUACUAAAAAUUAUAAAACCGAUGUUUAUAUAUUUCCACAAAAUAAAUGUCCUUUUACAAAUAUACCAUUACCACCUAUAAAAAAAAAAUUCUUGGGUUUUUAUAUAACAGAUGGAAGUGAUGAGGCGUUAACAGAUUAUGAAAGUUCAUCGGACGAAAAUAUGAAUACAAAUGUUGAUAUAAAUAUUGAUAUAAAUAGUAAUACAAAUAUUGAUAUAAAUAAUAAUACAAAUAGUAAUACAAGUAGUAAUAAUAAUAAUACUAAUAAGUAUAAUUAUUGUAAUAAUAAUAUUCCUAUAUCUGUUAUGAAAAAGGAAUAUGAAUUCUUACUAUAUUCUUUGCAGUCCAUACAAAAUAUAUUCAGAUUUUUGAAAAAGCAAAAUACACAUAAAAAUUUUAAACAGGAUAAAAAUAUUAACCAUAUAAAGAAUGAAACUGAUGCAUUAAAAUGUAGUAGUUAUAAAAAAGAAAUCAAAUCUAAUACAUACGAAUCAUUUACAAACAAUUCUUUAAUUAAUUUUGAAGAUAAGAAAAGUAACGAUGUUAAGAGUAAUAUCAGUACUUUAUUAUUAAAUCUAUAUGAAUAUAAUAAUAAAAGUACAGAUCAAAUACAUUAUUUUGAUCGAAUUAAAUCUAUUGAUAGUUAUAAAAGCAAGUAUAAAAAUGGUUCAUAUUUAUUGGAAUUACACUCAAAAGAUAGUGAAAAUGAUAGUAAUAAAAAUGAUGCAAAUAAUAUUUGCACAAUUGAGACUUUUAAUAAUGUUGACAAGAAUAAUAAGGGCGAUCAUAUUAAUGAUGUUCAUAAUGAUGUUUAUAAUGAUGUUUAUAAUGACAAAUAUACUUCUAAUUAUAAUAUAGAAACCUAUUCCCAUAUAACAAAUAACCAUUUUGAAUAUAUUAAUAACAUUUCUAAUUUAUAUAUAAAUAAAUAUAUGAUAAAAUUGAACGAUGCUGUAUUUUAUAAUUAUAACGAAAUCGAAAAUACUAUAUUAAAUAAACAACAUAAUGCUGAGUACAAUAAAUCCUAUUUUGUAUUAUUGCAGACUUUUUCAAAUAUAUUUAAGAAAUAUUCCGAUUUUACUUAUUUUAUACAAAAGGAGUUAUUUUUAAAGAUACAAGCAAUGAAGCAUAUUCUUUUUAACGAUAAUAAUUUUCAGUCUUUACAAGAUAUGAAUGUUGUAUUAUCACAAGCAGAACACAAAAAUGAUCAUAUUGUUUCUCAUAAUAAUCAUAUGAAUGAUGUGGAUAGAAAAAAAGCAUAUGAACAAAAUACAGAUAUAAUAAAUGAGGAUGAUAAAGAAAUAUCAUAUUUUCAUGAGAAAAUGGAAGAAGUGAAUAAUAUGAAUAAAAUGAAAUUAUCUUUAAAUUUAAUAAAGUCAAAUAUGGUAGGUAAUAAUAAUGAUGAUGAUAAUAAUAAUAAUAAUGGUCAUAUACAAAAGAGCAAUAUUAGUACAGAUGAAUUAGAUAUAAAUAAGAUUAAUUUAAAUAGUAAAACAAAAAAUAAUAAUAUAACUAAUAAGAAGGAUGUAAUGAUUCAAACAAAUUUGAAUAUAUAUAAUAAUAUUGAUUUACAAAAUAAAAUAAAAAACAUAUAUAUUAAUAACCGAAAAAUAUGUUAUUUAAAUGAUUAUUUAAAAUAUGUAUUAAUCCAUCUAUCAAUUAGUAAAAAUAUAUUAGAUGAACAAAUUAUGAGUUCAAAUAAUAAUAAAUGGAAUUCUUGUGGUUUUCUUUUUUUUCUAUGUUAUAUUUUACAAUAUAUAUUAAAACAUUUAAAAUAUGAUUUGUUUAAUAGUACUGUUAAUACUAAGGUAGUUAUCCAAUUAUUAUGUGAUUAUAUUUAUUAUCUUAUUUUUUGUAAACAUGAUAUUUUAUGUUAUAAGUGUAUGAACGGAGGAGAACUAAAUAUGUGUGAUUCUUAUAACUGCAACAAUUCAUGGCACACCUAUUGCUUAAGUUCGAGUGAACAUAACAUGAAUAAUAAGAAUGACAAAUUUUGGUUAUGUCCUAGUUGUUCAAAUAUUGAUAUAUCUAAACAUGUUCAGAGAGGUUGUUAUAAUCAAAAUGAGAUUAUGGAAAAUUACUGGAAGAGAAGAAUUUAUAUUUAUAAAAUAAAAUUCUUCUUAUCAAGAACAAGAAAGAUAAGAAAGAGAUUAGAUUUAUUGAAAGCUCACUUAUCAAGAAGUGUUGCUUAA